This is a messenger RNA of Ogataea haglerorum, 855 nucleotides long. RefSeq lists its product as uncharacterized. Gene Ontology annotation, cellular component: Golgi membrane. NCBI's taxonomy places the organism in Eukaryota, Fungi, Ascomycota, Pichiomycetes, Pichiales, Pichiaceae. The transcript is spliced from 2 exons. The coding region runs from base 1 to 855 and encodes 284 amino acids. Gene Ontology annotation, biological process: vesicle-mediated transport; mitotic spindle elongation. The record is from RefSeq and is a predicted model, not a curated record.
AUGUCCACCUCCGAGCCCGUGGCGCUCCUCAUGAAUUUGCGGCAGGACCUCACCGGAGCGCGGGACGCGGCACAGACGUACCUUGCAAGGGCCAGGAACUGGUUUAUGGAGUUUGCGCUGUGGAAGAAACUGCUCUUUCUCGCCGUUCCUGUCGCGUACGUUAUUGUCCACAUGUUGGCGUCCAAGUACUACUCUGGCCUCGUGCACAAGAUGGUCGAGGUGGCAGACCACUGGGCGUCGUGGGGACUCCGUGGAAAGCUGCUGCUGUUCAUGUUGGUCGUGACAGUCAGUUUCCCGCCGGUAAUCGGCUACUCGGCGCUGUCGCUGCUGGCAGGCAUGGUCUACGGGUUUGCUGGCUGGCCGAUCAUUGCCUCCGCAACGGUGCUUGGCUCGACGCUGUCGUAUCUGCUCUGCCGUCGGUGGCUACAACCGUACGCCGUGUGGUGCAUGCAGCGAAACGUGAAGCUCAAGGUGUUCGUGUCUGCUCUCAACGACGAGAAGGCCCCCUACUGGCAGAACUUCGGCCUGAUGUGUCUGGUUCGGCUGUGCCCGCUCCCCUACUCGCUCUCGAACGGGGCUCUGGCGGCGAUCCCGACGCUGGAACCCAGCAUUUACGUGGGAGCCACAGCUGCAGUCAGUCCGAAAUUAUUUGUCCCUAUAUUUAGCGGCUACCAGCUACGAAAGAUGAUGCAGGACGGACGGAGUCCAGGAAGGCAGACGGUGGACUUUCUGGGCAUGGUGAUCGCGCCGCUGUCGUUUGCGGCCGUGAUAUACGUGAUAUAUAAUCGUGUUUCACGAAAAUUGGAGUCGCAUGAAAUUGACGAACUUUCCGAUCUAGGCUUGGAGAAUGCUUAG